GCACUCGUCCGCACGGUCGACGCGCGCGCUCUGCGACUGUGUGUACCGGGCACCGGGACGCCUAGCGCCGUGACGCGAUGUGAGUGUGGAGCCUGUAUGUACGUGUGGUGUGCGACGUGCUGCCUGGUGCUCCUGCUGGAUGUAGUGCCGCCCAGACUGCGUCUCUCGCUCUCUGCCAGACAUGUCGCUCAGUGGAUGUAAGUUUUGGCUGCCAGCUGCUCUCGCUGCACCUUCUAAGAGACACCGUAGACGUUGAAUCUGGAAAUUUUGUGGGUAUUGGAGCCUUCCCAAUGAACAGCUAUCCAGGCGCUGGACUCGCUGCAGCGGCAGUUGGCCAUCUCGUUCGGCCCGGACCUCCUGCCCGCGACGCACCAUGGCGAGCCGCACGGCCUCCACUCCUCCAUGGCUGUAAUGCGGCGCCUCCUGGUUGACGCUCAGGCAAAGUUCCGCAGGAUGGUGGAGGAGAACAAGCAGCUGGCGGCGCGCAUCGACGGCGACCUGGCGGUGGCCCACGAGGAGGUGGCUGCGGUGCGCGGCGAGCUGCACGACGCGUCGCGACGCCUGGACGAGCACCUGGCCAAGGUGGCCGCGGGCGCCGGCGCCGACCCGAGCGCCGCCGAGGACAAGCCGACAACGGCCGAAGAGCCCGCCGGCAUCCGGCCGCCCUCGCCCAUCGCCGGAGCCGCCUCCGCCGCCGGAGACGCCUCUGCGACUGGCGGCGUCGGCGUCGGGGCGGUGUCCGCCUCUACAGCCGUGACUUCUGCUGCCGCCACCGCCGCGUCAGACGCGGACGCAGUGCCGGGAGGCGGCUCUCGGGCCAAGGGCAAGUCUGGCGCCUGCUCGGAGCGCGACGCCGUCAACAACCCGGCAGCCGCCAUGCGGCUGCGGCUCGAGAACGAGCGUCUCAAGUGCGAGGUGGCCGAGCUGCGCAUGCUGGUCGCCUCCAGGGACCUGACGGCCGCGGGUGCGGGCGCGGGGGCGGGGGAGUCACUGCGCGUCCAGGCGCUCGACAUGGAGCUGCGGCACGCUCGCGAGGCGCUCGCAGCUUUGAAGGCCGACCGGAAGAGGUUAAAAGCCGAGAAAUUCGACCUGUUGAACCAGAUGAAGCAGCUGUACGGGACGUUGGAAGACAAGGAGAAGGAGCUGCGCGAUUUCAUCAGGAAUUACGAACAGCGGAUGAGGGAGAGCGAGGCGUCACUGCAGCAGCUGUCGACGGAGCGCGAGGAGCGCGAGCGCGAGCGAUGGAGCCUGCUGCGGCACGCCCGCGACGAGGCAGAGCGCAGCCUCGCCCUGGCCGCGCAGCUCGACGCCAAGGAGCAGCACAUCCAGCAGCUGCAGGACCAGCUGCUAGAGGCUCGUCGGCAGCUGGCGACCGUCGGGGGCAGCGGCGGCGGCGGCGGCUGCCUGUCCGACCAGGAGAGCCUGGCCUCCAUGUCGCUGUCGGCGUCGCGCGCCAACGGCGGCCUGGCCACGCCCACCGCGGGGCUGGGCCUGCUGCCCGGAGACCGCGGCAGCUGCAGCGCGGACUCGGGCGUGCGCGGCAGCUCCGACCGCGAGUCGGGCGGCGCCACCUCGGGCGGCGGCAACCUGUCCGACUCCACCACCGACGGAACACCCACAAUCACCGUGGAAGGAAGCAAUGUUGAUACGGACUCAGUAUCUUUAAUAUCCUACAUAGCUACUCCACAUACCUGUCAAUCUGCUACAACACCAAAGGACUGCAGUCCUUCCUUGUCACCACUGAACGCAAAUGCCUUUUCGAAGUCCAUUGACAACAGUGUUCUCUCAAGGUCAGUUGAGCAGCUCAGCAAUCCUAUGGAAUUGGAGCCUCGAAGACCAAAAAAUGUGGCUCCUGUGAGUAGAAGUGGUGGUAGUAGAGGUGGAACAUGGGGCAGCAUAUCCAGAGUUUUUGCUCGAAGUCGACAUCGUAAGGCAGCCAGCCCAAGUCAGGAGGAGGCAUCAGAUGCAUACCGCAGUUGGUCACCAUUAACAGAGGAAGGGUAUGCAGAAAAACUGAGAUUGUUGAGAGAAGCUGCCUCCAUCCCAAUGGAAAGGUGGCGAGCACCUACAGUGUUAGCAUGGCUUGAAAUUGCUCUCGGUAUGCCACAGUACGGUCCUCGAUGUGCAGAGAAUGUUAAGAGUGGCAAGGUGCUUCUUGAACUUAGCGAUGUUGAGCUAGAACUGGGGCUAGGAAUAACUCAUCCUAUGCACCGAAAAAAGCUUCGCCUGGCUAUUGAAGAGCAUAGGCACCCUGCACUUGUGCGAUACCCAUGUAUAGCACAGCUAGGACACACAUGGGUGUCCAGUGAGUGGCUACCAGACCUUGGUCUUGCUCAGUAUUCAGAGAAUUUUGCAACAAACAUGGUGGAUGCAAGGAUGCUGGAUCACCUCAGCAAGAAGGAGCUGGAGAAAUUUCUUGGUGUAACAAGGAAAUUUCACCAAGCCUCUAUUGUCCAUGGAAUUCACCUUUUAAGAAUGAUGAAAUAUGACAGACAGGCACUUGCAGUCCGGAGACAUCAAUGUGAAACAAUUGAUGCAGAUCCUCUUGUCUGGACAAAUCAAAGAUUCAUUAGAUGGGCAAGAAAUAUUGAUCUCAGUGAAUAUGCAGAGAACUUAAAGGAUAGUGGUGUCCAUGGAGCCUUAGUUGUCCUUGAGCCUUCAUUCAAUGGUGACACAAUGGCAACAGCCUUAGGCAUACCUCCUUCAAAGAACAUCAUACGGCGACACCUCAGCACGGAGCUGGAGGCAUUAGUACUGCCUGCCAGAGCUGCUUUUGAGCACUUUGUGCGCGUAAGCAAGUCGGAGCGUAGGCGUGCUGAGAAGUUGGUCGGUGGGGGAAGUCUGGGGCGGAGCUUCUCUCGCUCUUACGCAGGUGGGCUGGCAGAGCGUUCAUCCCCAGCUACUGAACGCCCUGGUCCUGGGCCCGCACCUGAGCAAGAGAAGGAACGCAGGCGUUCUAGUCUCAGAACCUACAGUCUCCUGUAUUUGAAAAAGGGGUCUUUAAGUCGUGCUUUGGGACUGAAGAUGCGUCAGGACAACAGCAGCAAAAGAGACAGUCGUGACUUUACAGGCAAUAGUAAUGGGAUAGCAUCACCAUCAUCCUCAUCAGAGAACAGCUCCUCAGUUAUCAGUUUCAACUGCAGAGUGCCAUCACCACAGCAGACAGAUGCCAAUAACAGUGCUUCACCACAGAGACCAGCAAUAGCAUCAUCUGGCACAUUGAAAAAGCGCCACCAUCACCGUAGAGUAAAGUCCAUAGGAGAUAUUGAUACAGUAACAGUAACACCUGUAUGAAGUUAAAGAUCAGAGUAUGUCAUCUGUUUUAAUUUCAAAUGUUCCCAAGACAAUCAAGUGGAAUAUGAUGCAAAAUUGUUGUAUAUCGGAAACAAUAUUCUUAAAUCUUUUUCCAGAUGCCUCAGAGUCUUCGUAUUGAACAAAAUUAUUCUUUGACAAACAAAACAAAAAUGAGGCAUAUCCGAUACAUGAGUGGACCAAGGUAUAAGUAUUAAAUGUCAGUACUGUUACAAGAAUGGAAUUUUCACCAAAUCUGUUAAGUCCCUGAAUGUUUAAAUAACUAUGUGCAAAAUGUAAACACCAUGAGAUUAAAUAUAUCUAACUAAGCAGGUAAUUUUCUAUUAAAAAUGUAGAAGGCUGCCUAAAAAAACAUUGACAACUAUGCUGUAGUAAGAAUUUCCUAUGGAACCCUUAGCACACAUUCUCAUGAAGGUACAUCAGGCAAAAUACAUUAAAAGUUGUAUCUUUUGGGUGUAUUUAUAACAACGAACACAACUAUGAAAUAGAGACAAUUUCUUUUAAUUAAUUAUUUGCUUCUGCUUCUGUUAUAAAAUUGCUGGAUAAAAUAUCUUUACUGGAAUGUUACUAGAAAACACCAUUUUUCCUUUAUAAUGUGUCAGCCUUAGGUUAAUUAAUACUCAUCACAAUUUCUUUUGGGGCAGGUCUCAAUUAAUGACAACCCACAAGAAUGAAUGACCAUACUGAGAAGCCCUUAAACAGUAUAUUUUUCAUAUGAGAUAAAUCACAUUUUUCAGAAAUGAAUAAUUUUUUUACUGAUGGUACACUCGCGUCAUCAGACAUUAAUCUAAGUUAAAGUAGAAAAAGUGAAUUGGUCCUCAAUUCAUGUAAAACAUAAAUGUGAAUAAUUAACAUCUGUGUCAACCUCCUUUAGUUCAUAUGCAGUGGGCAGAUGAAUUAAACAUGUCCAACUGUUGUUUUUUUCCCUCCCUUUUUCUUAAUUAUACAUGAGCAUGGCAACUGUGUGCCAAAGGGAACACAAAGGAAACUCUUCCCACAUUGUACUGAUAAUUAAAAGCAUACAGUUAUAAAUCUUGCUGGAUACUGACUAUUUCAAGUAUCUAUUGGGGUUCAGUGUGUAAAUACCAACUGUGAUAUCAGCUAUUUUAUUGUAGAGUGUAUGUGAUGUCAUUCUCCUUUAUAUAUGAUACUGUCUUGCAUAUCAAAUAUUCAGACGUCAGAAUUGAGAGUGCAGCUUUAAUCAACUGUUAGAGAAGAAAACAACAUAGUUUUUGCUAUACCUGACCGACUCUACAAAAAAGACGGGUACCACUCGUUAAUAUUGAAGCAAUAGUGCUGCAAUGAAAAUAAAAAUGUAUUCCCAUUUUGGAUACAUCCACACCUUUAAUUUCAAUGGUUCCUCACAAACAACUUGUCCACAUAAUCAAAAAUUUGUUUGUUUAUUUCUUAUAGUACAAGGACCUUAAAACAUUUAGAAAAUGGGUUCAUUUAUAGUUUCACUCAAAUAAAACAGCAGAUCUAUCACAAUAAAAUAAUGCAGAGAAAUACUCCAGUCAAUAUAUCUCACAUUAAUAGUGCAUUAUGUACUACACAUGCUCCUGAUAUUUAUCAACUUUAAUAUCCGAUGUGUUCUAAUAAAGGAGAUAGGACGUACUCGAUUUUGUAUGGGUGAAAGAGUUUAUUUUGCAACAAACAAUGCUGGAAUGUAUUUGCAUUUGCUCUGUGUCACAUAUCAUAAAUAUAAGACAUCAUAUUCUUACAUAUUGCAAGACAAAAAUAUUGAAAAAUGGGUAUGCAGUAAAAAAAAUUUUAAAAAAAACAAAAAACAGCUUAUCAUAAAUUGCUUCAAAAUAUAUUGUUGAUGCUAUGAGUAAUAGCAGCUGAAAAUUACUUAGAUCUGAUAACAACUUCUGAAAGCAGAGAAGCAGAUAGAGGAGCACCAAUGGUGAUGUAUAAUGAAGUUUUGCUUUCAGUAAGAAAUAUCAACAAUAUUUCUUUACAGAGCACAGAAAAAGCUGAGUAAAAUUAUAUUGAAUGAAGAGGGAGACAAGUGAAUGUUGCUGACUGUGGUUCUGAGUAGCUGAGAACCAGUUGUGUGAAUAAACUGAAGUGUUAUUAACCUGUAUCUGAUUAUGUAAUUUAUAAUGUGUAUAUUAAAGUAUUAAAAUGAAUAAAUAUAUGACAAAAUCCCUUUAUCUUAUUGUUAGAUUUCAGUCCCUAUUACAUCAACAUAGAGAUGUUUCAAAAUGAGUGAUAACUGCAAAAUACGAA
This is a messenger RNA of Schistocerca americana (American grasshopper), 5544 nucleotides long. It is a transcript of the gene Liprin-gamma, whose product is annotated as kazrin. Lineage: Eukaryota; Metazoa; Arthropoda; Insecta; Orthoptera; Acrididae. The transcript has 21 exons. Gene Ontology annotation, molecular function: protein binding. The record is from RefSeq and is a predicted model, not a curated record. The coding region runs from base 403 to 3294 and encodes 963 amino acids.